Adineta steineri is the source of this 426-nucleotide messenger RNA. NCBI's taxonomy places the organism in Eukaryota, Metazoa, Rotifera, Eurotatoria, Adinetida, Adinetidae. The record is from the annotation of a GenBank genome assembly.
AUGGUUAGUAAUAAUAUUGAAGGAUUGAAAGGUACUUGGGAAUAUAUUAAUGCAGAAAAUUUUAGUGAAUUAUUAAAAGAACUUGGAGUUAAUCAAGAGAUACGUACGUUUACAUCAGCUGAAACUUUUAAACCUCGUGUUAUAAUUGAUGAAAAAGAUGGAAAAUGGUCAUUGAAAUCAGAAAAUACUUUCAAAACAACAACAGUUGAAUUUACACCUGGAAUUGAAUUUGAAGAUAUAUCACCAGAUGGGCAUGAAAUAACUAUGAUGAUUGAAUUUGAAAAUGGAAAAUGGAUUCAAAGAGUACGUUAUAGAAAUGGAAAAGAAAUGUUUGUAAAGCGAUGGAUCAAUGACAAAGAUCAAUUAGAAGUUAGUAUGCAAUGUGGAAAUGUUACAGCAACUCAAAUAUACAAACGUCUUACGUAA